Rotaria sp. Silwood2 is the source of this 261-nucleotide messenger RNA. Lineage: Eukaryota; Metazoa; Rotifera; Eurotatoria; Philodinida; Philodinidae. The record is from the annotation of a GenBank genome assembly.
AUGAAUACAUUCAAACUUUUUUUUUUCUUAUUAUUAAAUUUAGAUCGACAUUUUGUUUCAGGUUCACCAUCCAAUGAUUCAUCUUCAUCAGAAUGGUCAACAAACAACAUGUUAAUUUCAUUUUGUUUAAUAAUAAUGUUAAUCCUUCUUAGUGUUAAUAUAUUUUUAUUUAUUAAAUUAAAUAAAAUCGAUCGAAUGACUGAUCGUCUUAUAGAAAAUAAUCCUUUAUGGUCAAAUGGAUAUAUUAUCAAACGAAAUUAG